AUGAACCGAUUUCGGGAACUUUCAAAUAAUCACAAAUCCUUCACUGCCUCACGCCACACAGCUAGUUCUGCAGGUACGCAAGCGACUAGUCAUGUAUCUCAGGGUCAUAUAAGGACCAUACCGCGUAUGUGGAAUCUCUGUGGUGCCAGGAAGCAAGCAUAUUGACGUGGAAUAGCGUGGUUGGAUUCUGGUGAGGAUGACGAUGAGGUUAUCACAGAGCCACCCCAAUCGGCAAGACUUCUGACUCCGCUGCCUCGAGCGCAUAGUGCGCAACACAACAACUCGCCAUCGCAAACCUCCAGACGGAUCUCUCACGACGGGUAUGUGGAUGCAUACGACGAAUCCUCGAAGCUCAAUGAAAAGAAACCAGAAACGGGGUUCUUUGGACCCAAAGAGCCUGUGAAGGGACGUAAAUGGGACCACGCUAGAGAUGGAGAGCCAGUUAUCCUUCAGUCGGGUGUAGUUCCAAGAUAUUCCCCUUGGAGAACGUAUGUCAAGUCGUCAAUGUAUGGUCCCAGUCCGAAUGAAGACAGUACACGGGUCACCUUUGAAUUCUUGAACCAGCAAACUCCAGGUUACGAUCGCCCUUGGAGAGGUGACUUGGAUGGGGCAAAUGACCCAGAGAAAGCAGCAGGCUUUCUACACAAUAAAAAACAACGUCGUUCCUUUUUCCAGCGCUGGCAGGUAUGUAGCGAAAGUAUACGUUUCUUUUCUUUCAGAUUACUAACAUCGCUAGCAUAUACUUCUCAUGCAUCCUUUAAUUCCGUUAAUAUUCAGACUAAUUGUGCUUAUGACAUCUAUCAUAGCUCUUGGUCUUGCGGCUUCCGCUCACUCACUCUCUAACAAAUACCGAUACCCUCAAAAUCCCUCUACAACGAUGGCUGUAGUUGUGGACGUUGUGGCACUUCCCUAUAUUCUUUAUGUUACUUGGGACGAAUACACUGGAAAGCCUCUGGGCCUACGCUCACCAAAGGCUAAGAUCCGCCUUGUCUUAAUAGAUUUGUUUUUCAUUAUUUUUGAGUCAGCCAAUUUGUCGUUGGCAUUUGCCGCUUUGACUGACGCUGAUGGGAGCUGCACAUCAAAUGGUCAAGGUCAGAAUAAAAUUCUAUGUCGCCGAAUCAAUGCCCUAUGUGGAAUUUUAAUGGUGGCACUCAUUGCCUGGAGCAUGACAUUUGCAGUCAGUAUAUUCAGGUAAGAUUAACUAUGCCGCUGUAAAUAUAUAUCCUUUCUAAUCAAUCACAGGCUUGUGGAAAGAGUUGGUGGAAGGGAGGAUGCAGAAUAACAGGGUACUUCCCCUCCAUGGAGUUAAAUAGGAUUUUUCAUUUUUGUGUAAACAGGAGAUACCUCAGUUAUGUAGAGCGAAGGCGUUAGGAUACCAAUCUAUCGGCUAGAUUCAGUGUGUGUGCAACAUAGAGCAAUGACAUGAACAGCUGGUUAUUUUUUCCUCAUUACUUGUAGAUUUUUAUGAUUUGGUACAAAAAAGUGGUGAAUGAAAUAGUCAAUUUCAGAACCUUCUACUUGGUAAAAGCCUGACUUAGCUGUGCAAAACUUGGGACCAUCUCUUUGGUGCAUUCAAUGUAGUCUCGUCUAAAGUUACACGGCUCACCCCUGGAUCAUGGCGAACAGGCAGGGAUUCACAAUGGAACCUGAGGCAUGCGGUAGCCUGGUCUACUCAUACCUUGCGUGAUAGAACGCCUUUGAGGCUUCCUAUAUUUCCACCUUACAACCUCGCCCUCUUCGAGUUCGCAGAACACUGCGAUCUUUCAUGAGAGUACUCAUCAUCUACCACCCCUCGAUUCUUUCUCUGCACUUGUCUCAGCACGACUGCCCUUUCCUUACCUACCCACGCUCCCCUCCAGAUCUUGCGACCAGUUCGCGUCUUGGAGGCACACGCUAUCGAAUUCCAGCAUACCCAAAGCCGUGAAGGCACGAGCGCAAGCACCUUCUGCCACACUCUGCAGAGGAGCUCUGAAGGUGAGGGUGAAUAUCUGGGUUCCAACACGACGAUAUUCGAUAUUCGGCCCGCGUCUCUUGACUUUGCCCUUGCUUUCAAGCACCCCUCAUCAUCCGCCCCUCCAUCCGCCACAUUUGCGAUUAGAUACACAGCCCUCAAGAUGGCUCCCCAUCAGAAGGAUGAUCUGGAAGCUACGUAAGUCUGGCCUUUGUCGUCACUAGCCAUGGUCAUCUUGACUCUUGCUAAUGUGUUGUACGUAGCUGGGCCUACCUUGAAGGUAUAGUCGAUAGAAUUAUGGCCAACCUCACGGAGGGUUUUACGAUGGACGAAGUAUGUGUACCCACUUUCUGUGCUCUCUAUAACCUUUGCUAACCGGUGUCUCGCGAUCUAUAGUACAUGAAGUCUUACUCGUACGUCCCUUCAUCUGCUGAAUGCUCAAGCCCGGCUCUCGGUACUAACAGUAUACUAGGGAGGUUCACAACUUUUGCACAUCACAAAAGGCAGUCGCGAACACCAGUACUGGAAUUAUUGGCGGUGCGCACCGUGGUGGUAUGAUCUUAUGAUAAAACCCAUCCUGUACCCAAUGCUAACACAUUGCUAGCCCAUCUUCUCGGCGAAGAUUUAUACACCAAUUUGAAGAAGUACCUCGAUCGAUACCUGGACACACUUGUCAUCGCAUCCGAAGGCCACUCUGACGAGGCUCUCCUGCACUUCUAUAUCAAGGAAUGGAGCCGCUACACUUCUGCUGCCAUGUUCAUCAACCACAUCUUCAGAUACCUUAAUCGACAUUGGGUAAAGCGAGAGAUGGAUGAAGGCAAGAAGGAUGUAUAUGAUGUUUAUACAUUACAUCUAGUCCGCUGGCGUCACACCAUGUUCACAUCGGUUGACAAGAAGGUCAUGGAAGCCGUUUUGAAGAUGACGGAAAAGCAACGAAACGGUGAGACCAUUGAGCACAGCCAGAUCAAGGCUAUUGUAGACUCCUUUGUUUCGCUGGGAUUGGAUGAAAAUGACCCUACAAAAUCCACUCUUGAUGUUUACCGAUAUCAUUUUGAGAAACCGUUUUUGGCAGCCACCUCAGCCUUUUAUCAAAAUGAAUCGAGAGAGUUUGUGGCUCAGAACAGCAUUGUCGAGUACAUGAAGAAGGCCGCCACUCGAUUACAAGAAGAGGACGAACGUGUCAGCAUGUUUCUGCAUCCAGACAUAUUAAUUCCGCUCCGAAAAACCUGCCAAACAGCAUUGAUCGCCGAUCAUUCUGCACUUCUCCGUGAUGAAUUCCAAGUUUUGUUGGACAACGAUCGCUACGAAGACAUGGAGCGUAUGUAUAACCUUCUCUACAAGAUUCCCGAUGGACUGGAUCCAUUGCGCGCCAAGUUUGAGGCACACGUCCGAAAGGCUGGUCUGGCGGCUGUUCAAAAGGUGGCAGUCGAUGCCGAAAAACUGGAGCCUAAGCUCUACAUUGAUGCUCUUCUUGGUAUUCACAUUCAAUAUCAAGCCUUGGUUAAAAAGGCCUUCCAGGACGAGCCCGAGUUCACCAGAUCUCUCGACAACGCAUGCAGAGAGUUUGUGAACCGUAACCAGGUUUGCAAGUCUGGAUCUAACAAGUCACCGGAGCUGCUAGCCAAGUACGCUGACGCCGUACUCAAAAAGGGAAGCAAUGGCGCAGAAGAGAGUGAUUUGGAGAAUACCCUUGACCAGAUCAUGACAAUCUUCAAGUACAUUGAGGAUAAGGAUGUAUUCCAAAAAUUCUAUUCCCGAAUGUUGGCUCGACGAUUGAUCCAUACUACCUCAUCUUCCGAUGACUCUGAGACGAGCAUGAUCAGCAAGUUGAAAGAACAAUGUGGUUAUGAAUAUACUAAUAAGCUCCAACGCAUGUUCCAAGACAUGCAGAUCUCCAAGGAUUUGAAUGCCGGAUUCAAGGAGUUUGAGGCUGGACUUGUUGAAGAGGGUAGCCAGAAACCUGUUGAUGCAUCAUACCAUAUUCUAGGUACAAGUUUCUGGCCUCUGAAUGCUCCACAAACAGACUUCAACCCGCCUGCCGAGAUCACAAAGGCUUACGAACGAUUCCAAACAUACUAUAGCCAGAAACACAACGGUCGCAAACUCUCCUGGCUGUGGCAAUUUUGCAAGGGAGACGUCAAGGCGAACUACUGCAGACAUUCAAAGACACCAUACACUUUCCAGGUAUCAACCUACCAGAUUGCCAUCCUACUCCUCUUUAACGACAAUGACAAGAACACGUAUGAUGAUAUCAAGACAUCAACUAACCUGCAAUCUGAUGUCCUGGAUCCGGCAUUGGGUAUUUUUGUCAAGUCAAAGGUUCUCCUUAUGAGCCCAGAAGGCGACAAGCCCGGACCAGGCAAGACUUUCAGCUUGAAUUAUGACUUCAAGAGUAAGAAGAUCCGCAUGAAUCUGAAUAUUCAAGUCAAGUCCGAGCAGAAGCAAGAGGUCGAGGAUACUCACAAGACCAUCGAGGAAGACCGCAAGCUUCUCAUGCAGGUAUGUGCAGUCAUUAACUUUCCGAUUUUUGUAAAUCUGCUAACACUAUGUUUAGUCAGCAAUUGUUCGUAUCAUGAAGGCUCGCAAGAAGAUGAAGCACUCUCAGCUCGUCAGCGAAUGUAUCAAUCAAAUUAGAUCUCGCUUCAUACCCAAGAUUCCGGACAUCAAGAAGUGUAUUGAUGUUUUGAUGGAAAAGGAGUACUUGGAACGCCUCGAUGAUGAUGAGCUUGGUUACCUUGCAUGAUCGUUCCCUUUCUUGUCUCUAUUUCGGAGCAUUGAUACUUUUUAAGUCCAGUGAGGACAUAAUGGCCAGCCCUCUAGGGGAUCGUAAGAGUAAUAGCCUUACCUGCGAUCUCCUUUUGAGACUUGCAUAUUGGAUGGUAAGUGACCGACCACUGAGUCUUGGGGUUUCUGAAGAUGGCGUGUUCCUUUAUCUUUGAUUUUGAGAAAAAAGCUCAUUAUCUUCUUCUAAUGUCAACAAAAACCUGAUAUUGCAAGAAACGAAGGUCAUGAUGAAUAUUUGGGGGUGGGGAGGCAGGGUGGGAGCUGGGAGCGGGACUUGUUUUUCUUGUUUUUUCUUUUCCUAUUGUCGUUUCUCCCUGAUGAGUCUCAUGGAAUUUGUAUGAGACGAGACACAGAUAGGAACAGACAGUGGCUGGUGGCUGGUGGCAAACGAAUAAAUAAGCAUUGCUUAAGGUGUCGGGGGAGUUUUGAUUUCGAUAUUGUGGAUACACCUGGACCUGGCUGGGUCUCAAGACAGAGAGACUGUAAUGUUCUUGCAGCCAAUAAAAAUGAUGCACCAUAAA
Messenger RNA from Hymenoscyphus albidus, 5256 nucleotides. The record is from the annotation of a GenBank genome assembly. Lineage: Eukaryota; Fungi; Ascomycota; Leotiomycetes; Helotiales; Helotiaceae.